Messenger RNA from Ceratina calcarata, 2673 nucleotides. RefSeq lists its product as uncharacterized. The transcript has 2 exons. NCBI's taxonomy places the organism in Eukaryota, Metazoa, Arthropoda, Insecta, Hymenoptera, Apidae. The record is from RefSeq and is a predicted model, not a curated record. Bases 1 to 2673 code for a protein of 890 amino acids.
AUGGAAGGCGAAUAUGAUUCCUUGUUCGGACGCGAGUGGCUCGCUCAGUUUAAGCAGGAAUUUAACUGGGAUUCACUUUUUACGUUCCAAGUUCAGGCAGUAGCUGCGUCUGCGCCGCAGCUCACUGUUGACCAGGAAAGACAGCUGGAUCAGUUACUAGCUAGACAUGCCGGGGUUUUUAGCAACUCAGCAGGGAAGCUGAUUGGACCACCAGUAAAAGUACACUUCAAACCGGGAGCGACCCCUGUGUUCGCGCGUGCCCGCGAGAUUCCGCACGCACUGCGCCAUGCAUACGCAAAAGAGAUAGAUGCGAAACUGGCGUCUGGUCCCUACGUGAAGGUGGACUAUUCGGAAUGGGCAUCGACAACGCACGUGGUGAUGAAAAAGAAUGGCAAGAUACGCAUUACCGACAAUUAUAAACCAACGUUGAAUCAACGAAUAAUUAUCGAUGAGCAUCCUAUCCCGAGAGCAGAGAGGAUUUUCAGCGAGAUAGAGGGAGCUACAGUUUUUGCUCACCUUGAUAUCACAGAUGCAUAUACGCACCUGGUAGUGGAUGAGGAGUUCAGCCAGGCGUUGACGCUCAACACGCCGACACACGGGCUGAUUCGGCCAUUACGAGCGGUUUAUGGAGCCGCAAACAUUCCAGCAAUCUGGCAACGGAGAAUCGAGGCGGUGAUAAAAGGUAUCCAAAAGGUACGGAAUUUCUUCGAUGAUAUUCUCGUUUUUGCAAGUUCCUUUGAGGAGCUGCUAGUAAUCCUCGAUGAGUUGCUGGGGCGACUCGAGGAACACGGCCUCCGCCUGAAUCGUGCGAAGUGUAUUUUCGCCGCGCCCGCGGUGGAGAUGUUGGGGCAUAAAAUCGACGCUCAAGGGGUGCACAAAUCGGACACGCACAUUGAGGCGAUUAGGGAUGCUCCCAAGCCAUCCACGCCAGAGGAAAUGGAGCUAUUUAUUGGGAAAGCAACAUACUACAACGCAUUCAUCCCAGACUUAGCGACGAAAGCUCGACCACUACGAGACAUGUUACUCGUGGAACCAUUCAAAUGGACGUCAGAAGCAGAAAAAGCAUAUGUGGAACUGAGAAACAUUCUAAUCUCUCCACAGGUGCUGAUGCCAUACGAUCCGUCUUUACCACUGCUUCUUGCUACGGAUGCCAGCGCGAUCGGACUAGGAGCAGUUCUAUCGCAUAAACUAAGCAGUGGACUGGAGAGGCCAAUCGCAUAUGCCAGUCGCACAAUGACAGCGACCGAGCAACGGUACCCGCAAAUUGACAAGGAGGCUUUGGCCAUAAUAUUCGGAGUUCAAAAAUUUUUCAAUUACUUAUACGCACGCCGUUUCACGCUUAUUACAGACCAUAAGCCACUAACGCAAAUUCUCCAUCCAGAAAAAUCGCUGCCAGUGCUGUGCAUCAGUAGAAUGGCAAAUUAUGCCGAUUAUCUUUCGCACUUUAUAUACGAUGUGCAGUUUAAAUCGACUAAAGCGAACGCGAAUGCAGACUAUUGUUCGCGUGCACCAUUAGCGAUCACGACAAACAGCAUAUACGAAGGCUGUCGGCGAGAAGGGGAAGAGGCCACAGAGUUUGACGAAUUCGACACUUUCAUGUUGUGCCAGAUUAAGCAGCUUCCAGUGCGAGCGGAGCAGAUAGCGAGAGAGACGCGCAAGGACACUCAUCUGGGCGAGAUUGUGCGACUGUUGGAAGCAGGGAAGAAUCUCGCAUGCUACGGAUACAAAGCUCCGGAGGCUAACUACAGUCUCUCUUCAAAUUGCUUAAUUUUCGAGCAUCGAGUCGUCGUGCCUCCUUCAUUGAGUCCGGCUAUACUCGACGACUUGCAUGCAGCUCACGUGGGCAUAGUCAAGAUGAAAGGUUUAGCACGUUCAUUCGUCUACUGGCCAGGUAUCGAUGCUGAUAUCGAACGCAUAGCGAAAUCAUGUACGGAGUGCGCUAGACACGCUCAUGCCCCUCCAAAAUUUCGGGAGCAUCAUUGGGAAUAUCCUACGGGGCCCUGGGAACGCAUUCACAUCGACUACGCGGGACCUGUCGCAGGUAUGAUGCUACUGAUAGUAGUGGACGCGUAUAUUCAGGCAGUAGCUGCGUCUGCGCCGCAGCUCACUGUUGACCAGGAAAGACAGCUGGAUCAGUUACUAGCUAGACAUGCCGGGGUUUUUAGCAACUCAGCAGGGAAGCUGAUUGGACCACCAGUAAAAGUACACUUCAAACCGGGAGCGACCCCUGUGUUCGCGCGUGCCCGCGAGAUUCCGCACGCACUGCGCCAUGCAUACGCAAAAGAGAUAGAUGCGAAACUGGCGUCUGGUCCCUACGUGAAGGUGGACUAUUCGGAAUGGGCAUCGACAACGCACGUGGUGAUGAAAAAGAAUGGCAAGAUACGCAUUACCGGCAAUUAUAAACCAACGUUGAAUCAACGAAUAAUUAUCGAUGAGCAUCCUAUCCCGAGAGCAGAGAGGAUUUUCAGCGAGAUAGAGGGAGCUACAGUUUUUGCUCACCUUGAUAUCACAGAUGCAUAUACGCACCUGGUAGUGGAUGAGGAGUUCAGCCAGGCGUUGACGCUCAACACGCCGACACACGGGCUGAUUCGGCCAUUACGAGCGGUUUAUGGAGCCGCAAACAUUCCAGCAAUCUGGCAACGGAGAAUCGAGGCGGUGAUAAAAGGUAUCUGA